GAAGAGAGGGAUCUGUCUUCAUGUUCCACCUUACAAACAACAUAGGAUAAACCACUGCAUGGGAUUUACAGCAAAACUAGUCAAUUACCGUUAUGUCACACGUGAUCGACAUGCCGUCUCGCCUCUACGUCGCGCGAAAUGGUUUUUUUUUUGGUAAACGAAGGCUCGAUUAAUAACUUCUUGGAGAAAACGCUGCGCCCACGGAGGGGAGUGAGAGAGAAGGAGGAGGAAAGGGGUGGAGAAAAUAGAGGAGAGAAGUAGAGACCUGAAGCGGAGUAAUGGGAAGAGAGGCGGGUGGUCAGAAGAAGAAACACUAGCCCUCACUCCUUCUCGCAAUUCAAAGAUUUUCUGGUUGAUUCCCGGUACCGCUGUGCGCGAAGCUCUGCCGGGACGCGCCGCACGAAGCCUCACGACAGGUAUGAUGGACAGAUAGCAGAAAGAGGAAGAGAAGAUCUCAGUCAUGGACAUGGACUGUGUCAAGAAGAAAGAGAGAGAGCUGGAGAGAAUACUCCGUGCCAACGACCGCGAGUACAACCUCUCCUUUAAAUAUGCAAAUAACGCCAUCAAGACCUCCAAGUAUAAUCUCUUCACCUUCCUACCUCUUAAUCUGUUUGAGCAGUUCCAGAGGAUCGCUAACGCCUACUUCCUGUUUCUGCUGGUGCUCCAGGUGAUUCCUCAGAUCUCGUCUCUGUCCUGGUUCACCACUGUCGUGCCUCUGGUUCUUGUGCUGUCAGUCACCGCCGCCAAAGAUGCCAUGGAUGAUAUCAAUCGCCACAGAAGCGACAAUCAAGUCAACAACAGAAAAGUUCAAGUCCUCAUUGACAGAAAACUACGGAGCGAAAAAUGGAUGGAUGUUCAGGUGGGAGACAUCAUCAAGCUGGAAAACAACCAGUUUGUUACCGCUGACCUCCUGUUGCUUUCCAGCAGUGAACCUCUGAACCUGGUGUACAUCGAGACAGCAGAACUGGAUGGAGAGACGAACCUGAAGGUGAGACAGGCCCUGACCGUAACAGGAGACCUGGGAGAUGACAUUGAAAAGUUGGCAGACUUCAAUGGCGAGGUACGCUGUGAACCCCCCAACAACCGCCUAGACCGCUUCAAGGGAACGCUGACCUGCGCCGGUCAGAAAUACCCGCUGGACAACGAGAAGAUCCUUCUGCGAGGCUGCACACUGAGGAACACCGAGUGGUGCUUUGGACUGGUGCUGUUUGGAGGUCCAGAGACGAAGCUGAUGCAAAACUGUGGGAAGAGCACAUUCAAGAGGACCAGUAUAGACCAUCUGAUGAAUGUCCUCGUCCUUUGUAUUUUUGGCUUCCUGGCCGUCAUGUGCACCAUCCUGGCAAUAGGAAACUACAUCUGGGAGCUGCACGAAGGCUCAAAGUUCACAGUCUUCCUGCCAAGACAAGAUGGCAACAAUGCUUCCUUCUCCGCCUUCCUCACAUUCUGGUCCUACGUCAUCAUCCUCAACACUGUGGUGCCCAUCUCUCUCUAUGUUAGUAUGGAGAUCAUUCGGCUGGGGAACAGCUUCUACAUUGAUUGGGACAGAAAGAUGUACUACUCAAGAAACGACACCCCCGCCGAGGCUCGUACCACCACUCUGAACGAGGAGCUCGGCCAAAUCAAGUAUAUCUUUAGUGACAAAACAGGGACACUCACGCAGAACAUCAUGACCUUCAACAAGUGCUCCAUCAACGGCAAAUGUUAUGGGGAUGUUUAUGACUACACAGGCCAAAGACUAGAAAUUACUGAGCACACAGAGACAGUGGACUUCUCCUUCAACCCGCUGGCUGACCCACGCUUCAUGUUCCAUGACCAUGCCCUGGUGGAGGCGGUGAAGCUGGAGAACCCAGAGGUCCAAGCCUUCUUCAGACUGCUGGCCCUGUGCCACACCGUCAUGGUGGAAGAAAAGAAAGAAGGUGAGAUUUUCUACCAGGCCCAGUCUCCAGACGAGGGAGCGUUGGUGACGGCGGCCAGAAACUUUGGAUUUGUCUUCCGCUCACGUACACCAGACAGCGUUUCCAUCAUGGAAAUGGGACAGCAGCGCAGCUACGAACUCCUGGCCAUCCUGGAUUUUAACAAUGUCCGCAAGAGGAUGUCCGUCAUAGUUCGGAGUCCUGAGGGGAAGCUCUCUCUCUACUGUAAAGGCGCAGACACGAUCAUCUACGAGAGGCUGCAUCAGUCCUGCAACAAGCUGAUGGAUGUCACUACAGAGCACCUUAAUGAGUUUGCAGGGGAGGGCCUACGGACUCUGGUGCUGGCCUAUAAGGAUCUGGAUGAGGAGUAUUUCAGCGAGUGGCAACAGCGCCACCAUAAGGCCAGCACUGAGCUGGACGACCGGGAGGGCAAACUGGAUCAGCUGUACGAGGAGAUCGAAAAGGAUCUGUUGCUUCUGGGUGCUACAGCAAUAGAGGACAAGCUGCAAGACGGAGUACCUCAGACUAUUGAGCAGCUGUCCAAAGCCGACAUCAGAAUCUGGGUUUUGACUGGUGACAAGCAAGAAACUGCAGAGAACAUUGGUUACUCAUGCAACUUACUGCGGGAGGAGAUGAAGGAUGUCUUCAUCAUCUCAGGAAACUCGCCUGAGGAUGUGAGACAGGAGCUGAGAAAUGCACAGAUCUCCAUGAAACCAGACGAAAUGGACGAUUCGGUGUUUCUGCCAGACGGGCCUGUGGGUCAAAGUUCGAGCGACGAGAUGGCAAACGGAGAAUAUGGCCUGGUUAUCAGCGGACACAGCCUGGCGUAUGCCCUUGAACACAGCAUGGAGCAGGAAUUCCUGAAGACGGCAUGUAUGUGUAAGGCAGUGAUCUGCUGCAGGGUCACUCCUCUGCAGAAGGCUCAGGUCGUCGACCUGGUCAAGAAGUACAAGAAGGCAGUCACGCUGGCCAUAGGAGACGGAGCCAACGAUGUCAGCAUGAUCAAAGCGGCCCACAUAGGUGUGGGCAUCUCAGGUCAGGAGGGCAUGCAGGCUGUGCUGUCCAGCGACUACUCCUUCGCCCAGUUCCGCUUCCUGCAGCACCUCCUGCUGGUCCACGGUCGCUGGUCCUAUUUGCGCAUGUGCAAGUUCCUCCGCUACUUCUUCUACAAGAACUUCACCUUCACCUUUGUCCACUUCUGGUACGCCUUCUUCUGCGGCUUCUCUGCACAGACGGUGUAUGAUGAGUGGUUCAUAACACUCUACAAUCUGAUGUACACAGCACUACCUGUACUGGGAAUGAGUCUGUUUGAUCAGGAUGUGGACGUCAAGUGGAGUAUCCAGCAUCCUCAGCUCUACGUUCCCGGUCAACUCAACCUGUACUUCAACAAGAAGACCUUUGUCAAGUGUGCCCUCCACAGCGGCUACAGCUCCUUGGUGCUCUUCUUCAUCCCGUACGCGGCCAUGUACGACACGGUCAGGGACGACGGCAAGGACGUCGCCGACUACCAGUCCUUCGCCCUCCUCACCCAGACGUGUCUCAUGUUUGUCGUCACCAUCCAGUUGGGAUUUGAGAUGACUUACUGGACGGCAGUGAACACUUUAUUUGUGGUGGGAAGCCUGGCUAUGUACUUUGCUGUCACGUUGACUAUGUACAGCAACGGCAUGUUUCUCCUGCUGCCGUCAGCCUUCCCUUUCAUUGGAACAGCCCGAAACUCUCUGAACCAGCCAAACAUCUGGCUGACGAUCCUCCUCACCUCCAUCCUUUGUGUCCUUCCUGUGGUCACCUGGCGCUUUCUGUUGAUUCAGCUCUGCCCCACCAUCAAUGACAAGGUCAUGUUCAAGGUGAGACAGGACAAAGCAAAACUUCCCUCUCCUCCUCGACGCACCCGCAUGCGACGCACCAGCUCCCGCCGUUCAGGCUACGCCUUCUCACACGCGCAGGGCUACGGGGACCUGGUGACAUCAGGCCGGUUCCUGCGGCGUCGUGCUGUGUCGGGACCUUCGGGUUUCACCCACAUGGGUCGUGCCACCACGGGCUUCAGUCCCAUGGGACGAUCGGCCGGAUACAGCCCGACAGGACGCCCCCAGAAUGCCAAGGUCCCAGACGUGGAAGUGACAUCAUUGCAGAUGUACAGGACUAUCAAGGAUCCUGCCCUCUGACAGUAAGAUGGUGUCAGAAGAUCUACUGCCAACCGGACAGCUGUAUGCCGCUGGCAGUACUUCAUGUUUUUCACGAUCCGUCUCUCAUCAGCCAGGUCAUCCAAGACGAGGUUUCAGAGUUUCAGAACUUUUGCUCAAAGCAUUUUAUUUUGUAAUAGUUUUUCAGAGGGAACCACGGCAAGAUGUGUAGCUGCUUUGACACGAUCCUCAGAUCCUGAGUGCUCAUGUAGAACAUGCCUCAUGCAGAGCCAAGAGAGGACAGUGUGACAAAUGAAAUCUUUCUGACACUAGAAACAGUGAGAGAGUUCUAGUAACAGGGUUAAUUUCAGAUAGGAACCAAGUGUCAUGUUGUUUACAGACUACACAGAUCUUCUUAACUGUGGGAGUCCAGAAGCACAGCAGGGCUUUGUACAGUGGAUAUCACCAGCAAAGUCAUUUUGCAUAUGAAUAUUUUAAAUUUGUACUUAACGUGUCUUAUUAAAGUAUUCUAUUUACCUAUCUUGAAAGCUGUACAGCACUUUGGCAGUUUCACGCGGCAGUGGGGGGUAACUGAAUGUUCAGACGUUCACGAAUGUGUCACUCACAACAGACGUCUUCUCAGCAGCUCAGGGGAGCAGAACAUCUGACAAUACAGCACGUUUUUUUGCAGCGGGAUUCAGUUUUGUGGGCCCAUCCUGAUUUUGUUGGGCAUACUUAUAGUAUGCUUUGUUUUAUCACUUUCUGUCUGCUGAAGGAAUUUCAUGCCGUCUAAAUGAAUUGGGAAACUGAAGCAAAUCUCCAGGGUUGUUGCUUGACAGAUUGUGCAUUCUGUUUAUGAUUUCCACUCAGAAGAAAGGGGCAUUUAAAUUAAGAGUCUGUAGUACCACUGUGUGAUGAGACAUACUUUAUAUUCAGAUGGCAUUGAUGUUGUAAAUAAUAGUUUUAUUAUUGAUUAGAAACAAUGUAUUAUUGCUUUACAGAUAAGAAAUAAGCUCUUAAUGAGAACAAAUUGUCAGGUUUUGAAAGUUCCUUUUGAAAAUGUAUUUAACUUAACUUAACCCACAACCCUUUAAUUCAUAAGGGCAGACCUGAUAUUUAAUUAGGAAGUGAGUCAUAAAGGUCACUAUUUCUCAGCAGGCUUAAAGAUAUUGUUCAAAGUAGCUUUAUAUUGCAAUAAUCCACCAAGUGUGCCGUUCAUUAAUAUAUUCUUAGGUGGACUGCUAUUAAUCUAUUAAAAUUUUUCACUUUUUCAUUGCAAAAGAGAUUGUGGCACCAUGUGAA
This is a messenger RNA of Scatophagus argus, 5335 nucleotides long. RefSeq names its product probable phospholipid-transporting ATPase IM. The record is from RefSeq and is a predicted model, not a curated record. Gene Ontology annotation, molecular function: ATPase-coupled intramembrane lipid carrier activity; ATP binding; ATP hydrolysis activity. Gene Ontology annotation, biological process: Golgi organization; phospholipid translocation. Bases 461 to 4075 code for a protein of 1204 amino acids. Gene Ontology annotation, cellular component: plasma membrane. NCBI's taxonomy places the organism in Eukaryota, Metazoa, Chordata, Actinopteri, Scatophagidae. The transcript has 28 exons.